AUGAGUGAACCAUACGGGCAUUUGCCCGAGCUUACCCCCGAGCUUGACGACUGGUCGACAACUGUGCGCAAGUUGGUCGCCUCUCUUAGUACGUUAACUAUCAAUGAGACAGCACGCACAGAGUCACAGAUCGUGACUGACAGCACUGUGACUGACUCGGACAAUCACAAACAUCCAUCUUCCCAAAUUGGCAAUGGUGAUUCUCUCAGGAAGGUGUCCUCUGACCCUACUUUAGGCUCCCAGGCCUCUGGUAAUCUUCCUGCUUCCUCGUCUUAUCCUUCUCUUUCUUCGGUCCCAUCCUCUUUUAUCUCCUCCCAUCACCGAAGUUCAUAUUCUUCUUCUACCAUCCAUCCUCCAGUAUCUUCCUCUUUACCCCUUCAUCUUCCUGCAAAAUCUAUUGACCCAGCACCUGGGCCCUAUCCAAAUCCUCUCAAAUUCAGACCCCAGGUCGACUCAGCUCUCGACCAUCAGACUCAAGUCAAUCAGUCUCAAGCUUAUCAUAUUCCUUUGGAGUCGAUACCUCCUCGGAUUUACCACAAUCCUCUGGGCCUUGCUCCUCAGUGGUACAAAACAAGGAUCCUCGAACCCGAUUUCUCUACAUUCGACGGCAUCAACAUGGGUUGGCCAUUUCAGCCGGGUGAGGUCCCCAAUAAUGGGGAUUUUGAACGGUUUGAAAGUUCUUCGAUUGAAGAGCUCUUGCAGCCUUGUUCAAUUCCUUUCGGUAGCAUCGCCGAGAUGCACACACCUUCUCGAAAUGGUGUGUUGAUGAUUUCUAAUAUCCCUUACACUGUGACUCGCCAAGAGGUGACUUCGUUCAUUGGACGCAGUGCCAACCUGCUCCCAUCCUCUCAAGGAUGUCCGAUUCACAUCAUCAUGGAACGAUCCACCGGUAAGACCAUGGACUGCUAUGUUGAAUUCCGAAACAUCAAAGAUGCCGAAGACACCGUCAAGCGUAUCAAUCACACAUAUGACGCUGGCAGCACCCCACGUAUGGGCAAUCGCCAUGUUGACAUCGAGCUCAGCACCCCGGCCAAGCUGCAUAAGGCUAUCUUUCCCCGGGCAAAGUGCAUUUCAUGGGAGAAUGGAAAGCCUGUUCAGCUCGUCAACAAAGAUGAGUGGUCCACUGGAUUUGAUGGCUUCCUCACCGACGAGGAACUGUUUUGCCUUGUUCGUCACGCAGAGCAACCUCACCGUAGUGUAUUUGCCAGUAAGGUUCCACAGCGUUGUUACGAAUCUUUCAUCACUACCGUCUGGAAGUUCCCGUGGCACGCAACUCAUCUUUACACUGUGCAUCACCGCAAUGCGAUUUUCAAGACCCUUGGUACUUUGAUCAAGACUCUCGCGGACCGUAUGCAAAAGUCAAACACAGUUGGUCUUGAUGUCCGCCUCCUUAGCGAGUUGGUGCAUGCAGGAAUUCAUUGCCCUGGUUUCAAUCCUCGCAUGAAAUAUUGCUUCGCUUGGUGGUCGCGCGAUAUUAACGCGAUUGCGAUAAUGGACCAUGACUGGUGCCUUUAUUUCCCCUUUGACAGCUUGGUCUACAUUCCUGGACACGGUCCUGCAGCCAUCCAGUUCUAUGCUUACAUCAUGUCUAACGGAUCUGUUCUGCGCACUGAGAGUGACGGUCUCAUCAACAAGCAUACUCACCCCGAGAUCGAGCAGAUCUUCGGAAAGUUCUGGUUUGAGUGGGAUGACAACGUUGCCCGCAACAAGGUCUUCAGGGAUGCGAUCAAUUACGAAGCGACUGUUCUUCGGAAGUUCAUCAUUACUGGAUUUCAACAGCUACAUAAGAGAAAAUCCAGCAUCUCGACCAUUGGAACUGCUCCUGGCUCCUCACCAACCCACAGUGUGACCUCUGUUGAUAGUGAGCGCACUAUUUCGGCAUCUCGCGGUGCCUCCGUGGACCCCAGCCGUGCCUCUCGGGAGACCUCGAUUGGCCAAGCUGGCAACAACCGGAAUGUCCCUGGUACCUCUCGCGUUAGCUCUCAACGCAUUGAUGAAUAUCCUCCGGACACCCCCACUCCUCGUCCUCGUGCAUCGGCCGCUCCCUACCGUCCCCCACACCAGCGUGAUCCCUCCGUGGCAACCAAGCCUCGCAACUUCAGCUGGCGUUUGUCUCAGUCUGAGGAGGUACCUGUGGCAGGCUCGACUCACGGCCAGUCUCCAAUCCGGCCUAUCUACCAUGCUCCUCACCAGACUGCGCAGAACGUCCGAUCGUCCUCGGACCCUUUCGGACCCGUCCCCCCGGUUCCUCGCACUGGCCACCGAUCUCGUUCUGACGCUACUCGUCUGUCGAACGUUGAUCACAAGGCGUUUGAUGAGAUUCGGGCUGCCAAACGUUCCGGCAAGAAGUAA
Penicillium vulpinum is the source of this 2352-nucleotide messenger RNA. RefSeq lists its product as uncharacterized. The transcript is spliced from 6 exons. The record is from RefSeq and is a predicted model, not a curated record. Gene Ontology annotation, molecular function: nucleic acid binding. The coding region runs from base 1 to 2352 and encodes 783 amino acids. NCBI's taxonomy places the organism in Eukaryota, Fungi, Ascomycota, Eurotiomycetes, Eurotiales, Aspergillaceae.